This is a messenger RNA of Xenopus laevis (African clawed frog), 1852 nucleotides long. RefSeq names its product placenta-expressed transcript 1 protein. The transcript has 6 exons. The coding region runs from base 73 to 711 and encodes 212 amino acids. Lineage: Eukaryota; Metazoa; Chordata; Amphibia; Anura; Pipidae. The record is from RefSeq and is a predicted model, not a curated record.
GCAACCUGUUCCUCUCUGGAUUUCACAGGUGCCUGAACUCUUUACCUGCCUGGGACUAAGUGCAGCAUCACAAUGGAUUUGAAAGGAUGUGCAGCAGCAGCAGCAGCGCUAGUGUUUCUUGGUCUGAUGGCCAUGCCAGUCCAAAGUGCCUCUUCUAAUGUAUCUUGUAAUAUCUUGAAUGAAACUUUGAGUAAUAAAACCAACAACUUUACAAUACAAGUCAACCCAGACAAGAAUUUUUUGGUAAAUCGUACAUACACAGUUACAGUAACAUUGUCUGGGAACGGAAAUGUAACAGUGAUCCUUCAAGCUCAUUUGCCAUCAAAUACUUCAGGCAGUGCGGUUGGGACGUGGUCAACAACAAAUGAAAGCUGUAAUGGGAGCCCCUUAUUUCUGAAUCUCACUGAAAAUGGAUCAGUUUCUGCAAACUGGACAGCACCAGAUACUGUGCAAUCUGUUGGGAUAUAUGCUUAUAUCAAGGAGGGAAAUGAUAUAUUCCGAGUAGAAGCUAUAUUAGUUGUUGCUGCACCUCCCAACACAACAAAAGUACCAGACACGACUACACCAAAACCAGCCACAACAGUUUCACAGAUAACAUCUACCAGUGUGAAAACUACAAGUGCAAGUUCAGUGAUCCACCCCAGCUCCCUAUUAAUGGCACUGACCGAGACAAUAGGCCUCUUUCUCAUCACCAGCAAACUCCUUUCAUAAUCAAGCAUGGACAAAAUUAAAGCUGUAUCUAUGUAUUUUUAAAGGCUUCUUUUCAAUAUUUUGUAUUUAAAAAGGCACCAGUAAUGAAUAUUUGCAGAGGUCCUCAAAACCAGGAAGCCAACUCCUAGCCUUAAUAUGUCACAGUGCUGGGACCUGGUUUAGACAUUAACAUAUUUUAAACCAAUGAUAUAUAUGAUCAUACUCAUCACAGUAAUUGUUCACUAGACCAUUUGUAAUUUCAAAAUUCAUUCUGUCAUUCAUUCAUUGACGCAUUACGAUUUAAACACUGCCUCUCAUCAUUGCUUUUUUUUAAGGCUAAAUAUAAUGUAUUCUGUUUCUGGAACCAUAAUGUAUACAGUAGGUACCUACUGCACUAUACUGGAACCAGGUUUUGUGGUCAUUAGGGGGAAGACUGAAAAUGUGAUUUCAGGCAUGAUUACUAAAAGACCACUAAAAAAAUCACUGCCUGACUAAAUAAAUGUAACUGUUUCUUCUUUUGUUGCUAAUAAAAUACAUUUCCAAAUUUAAAAGCUUAUGCAUUUAUAUUUAACACAAUUUUAUGAGUGUGUCAACUGGUAAACUGUCUUUAAGACAAAAAUGCCACCAAUUAAUAAAUAAUUUAAAUUGUCAAAAUUUAAGGGAUUUUGGGAACUGUAGCUCACGCCAACCCAUGCAGUGUAGAUUUCUGUCAUAAAAUGUUCCUUCCUAUAAUUAAAGGAGAAGGAAAGUUACAAUUCAAGUGGGGUGCCAAAUGUUAGGGCUGUUGCAGUUCUUUGAAAAUUGUAGUACCAGCCCGGGGUAUCAGGUAAUUCAUUAAAAUCACUGGAUGUGUCCAAACAUUUGGCACCCCCCUUGAAUUGGAAGUUGUAUUAUCCUUUAAGUGUGAAUGGUUUACCUUCUGCACUGUUUGGAUAUGAAUGUUUUGGAUAUUAUGUGGCAUAUUAACUAUAUUUAUGGAUAUGAAGAAAAUGACGGUACUUGCAUUUCCCUUCAUAACAAGGACUCCAAGUGCAUCCGAGGGAUGGAACAACCAAUGUUUGUGAAGAGUAUAUAAUAAGAAACAAAAUGUCAUGCCAUAAAUAGGAAUUGUAUUUUGUACUUUGUUAUAUAUGUAUUAAUUAAUAAAGUCUGUAUAAAUCAA